GAAGCGUGCAGAAGCAAAUCGUGAAUCAUAUUACGUAUACGACGCGUGCUAGUGACAAUAAAAAGAACAGAAAACAACAACAACAAAAGCAACAAAUAACAACAAAGUGAGACAACAGUAAAAUGGAAUUGAGCAAAGAAACAUUGAGUGUGAGUGCGCUGAUUGUCGGCCUGUUUAUCAUGUGCCAGCUGGACAGCAGCUCCGGCUAUGCCAUUGGCCAGGCCAAGUUCGGCAACAUCGAAAAGUUUCCCUACCAAGUGAUGCUCAUCGGCAAGCAGCUGUGGCGCAAGCGCAUCCUCUGCGGCGGCACUCUGCUGGACAAUCGCUGGGUCCUCACGGCCGGCCACUGCACCAUGGGCGUCACCCACUUCGACGUGUACCUGGGCACCCGCAGCGUAGAGGCCACCGAGCAGCUGAAUGGCCUCGUGCUGCGCACGAAUAAGUUUAUCGUCCAUGAGCGCUUCAAUCCGGAGACGGCGGCCAAUGACAUAGCCCUGGUCAAGCUGCCACAGGAUGUGGUAUUCACAUCACGCAUUCGACCCGCUGCUCUGCCCAGCAGACAGCAUGCGGAUCAGUUCACGGGCAGGAGCGUGGUGGCCAGCGGCUGGGGUGCCAUAGUCGAGAUGACCAACUCGGAUGCCAUGCAGUACACCGAGCUGAAGGUGAUCUCCAAUGCGGAGUGCGCCGAGGAGUACGACGUCGUCACCUCGGGAGUGCUCUGUGCGAAAGGAUUGAAGGAUGAGACAGUCUGCACCGGCGACUCGGGUGGCCCACUGGUUCUCAAGGGCACCCACACGCUGGUGGGCAUCACGAGCUUUGGCCCAGCUGACGGCGAGGCUGGCGGCGGCUGCGAGCGAACCACCGUGCCCGGCGGCUUCACACGGGUCACCUACUACCUGGACUGGAUUGAGAGCAAAAUUGGCAGUCACAAACAUCAGCAGCAGAAGCAGCAGCAACAGCAACAGCAGCAGAAGCAGCAGCAACAGCAACAGCAGCAGAAGCAGCAGCAGCAUUCACAGCAACAGCAUCACAUCUAUCGGGAUGACAAUCUCGUCUAGAGCUCUGUGCCCUGUGGCCAGUGAAGAGCAGAACUUUGACUGAAUCGUCUAGCUUUAUAGAACGUGUGAUAUUUUGUAAAUACUCCAAUUCUCACUUAGCUAAUUUCCAAAUUGUGGCAUGAAUUUGUUUUAGUAUAUAACUAUUUAAA
This is a messenger RNA of Drosophila arizonae, 1207 nucleotides long. RefSeq names its product brachyurin. The record is from RefSeq and is a predicted model, not a curated record. Gene Ontology annotation, molecular function: serine-type endopeptidase activity. Gene Ontology annotation, biological process: proteolysis. Lineage: Eukaryota; Metazoa; Arthropoda; Insecta; Diptera; Drosophilidae.